UCUGCGUCAAUCUCCGAGGACGAGCACAAAAACACUUUGCGAAGGAGAUACACUGGAUAUUUGUCCCCUUCUGGAGGAUUAUUCAUUUUUGAUAAAUACUUUUGUUUUUAAAAAGCCUGCAAAAAUGGAUGUAUACAUUUUGAUUUCCGUUUUGUCAAUGAUGCACUCCUGGACUUUCAGCGCAGUGCUAUCAGCUCCAGCUGCACAGACACCCUCCGCCUCCACCGACUCGCAGAAGCGCCAUGUGCGGACCAAACGCUGCUCCUGCGCCACCUUCAUGGACAACGAGUGUGUGUACUUCUGCCACCUGGACAUCAUCUGGGUCAACACUCCUGAGCGCGUGGUUUCAUACGGACUGGGCAACAACGGUCCCAGGAAGAGGCGCGCGGUCGCAGAAUCCAUAGCAACCAGCAGCGGACCCCUGCGCUGCAGGUGUGUCAAUCAAAACGACGACACGUGUAGAAACUUCUGCGGGCUGGAAAACCUCCUCAGGUCUGAAGCCUCCCUCACGGAGACUCUCCCCGGAGAGCGCGAUGUUUGUGUCGGGCCGCAGUGUGAGCCCCGGCUGGCGGCAGUCACCGGGCGGAUUAAAGGGAUGAGGAAAAGAAACAAUAAGAAAUGGGUGUCGCCUCUAGCCAUCAGGUCUGCCCUCAAAACACGUCUGCUGCUGGAGAAGUGGAGGGUGAGACAGCACCACAGGGGGAGAACCUGGGAGGGAGAGAGCAGGGCCUCCUAAACACCACAGACCCUCCUCCGCACCUUGUCCUACAGAGGGGGAAAAGGAUUCUCAAUUCUAAAGCCAGUGGAAGACAAUGAAGAGCCCAAAGAGGGUCGAAGACAGCUCUCUUCGUGGUGCCAGAGCAGAGAACUUUUCUCUACUCAGUGGCGCUUCGUCAGACAGAUGAACGAGGUCAGAGACAAUACAGGGAGUUCAAGAGAAAGAAGAGAAGCGGACGGAUAAAUCAAUGAUAUUCAUUGAUCGUGUUGCUGUCACGGUCACUCCUUCAAAACCUGAUCAAAUAGCAUUUCAACUGGAAGGAUCUAACAUGAAUCCCUCUGUUACACUGAGUCAGAAUCACUGCUGUGUAUGGACCAAAGCAGUCCUGCUCAUUAUACUCCACAAUGCCAUUAUACAGUUGCAAUAACAGGUUAUUACGCCUACAUAGAAGGGAUUAUGUGACUUGACAUUUUUUCACCGACUGAAACUAUUUAGUGCCUUUACGUAACAGGUCAUCUCCUGCCUGCCAGGUCUUUAGCUGUGAAGUGCAGUAGCUGCUGGGAGUCUUUCAUGCUCAUGUUAUCUAGGAUUUCUAUACAUGUCAUAAUUUAAAUAUUUUUCACGACAUAUAUGUUCUAUUUAUUUAUUAUUUUGUACACAUUUCAAUGUGAUUGCCAUGUUGGUACGUCACAUGUUCCGGUUUGUCAUUUCUGUGAAAUGUUUUGUCAUCGAGGUGC
Molecule: messenger RNA, 1455 nt
Organism: Notothenia coriiceps (black rockcod)
Lineage: Eukaryota; Metazoa; Chordata; Actinopteri; Perciformes; Nototheniidae
Gene: edn1
Product: endothelin 1
Exons: 5
Coding region: 125-736 (203 amino acids)
Biological process (GO): intracellular calcium ion homeostasis; regulation of systemic arterial blood pressure by endothelin; regulation of vasoconstriction
Cellular component (GO): extracellular region
Molecular function (GO): hormone activity; endothelin A receptor binding; endothelin B receptor binding
Source: RefSeq, a predicted model, not a curated record